Messenger RNA from Cololabis saira (Pacific saury), 8461 nucleotides. RefSeq names its product neuronal growth regulator 1 (gene negr1). The transcript is spliced from 9 exons. The record is from RefSeq and is a predicted model, not a curated record. NCBI's taxonomy places the organism in Eukaryota, Metazoa, Chordata, Actinopteri, Beloniformes, Belonidae. Gene Ontology annotation, cellular component: neuron projection. Bases 450 to 1556 code for a protein of 368 amino acids.
GUCGAUGUCUUUAAUUGCUCCUGGGCUGUAUCAAUACCUACCCGGUUUUACUGCUCCAUCAUCACGAGCCACUGGGAGCGGGUUGCCCGGGAAACGGCCGCAUGGCAACAGGAUCAGAGCCUGGGGGUUGUCUGCUUCUAGCUCUGCUCCCAUUUCACAUUGCAUUUCCUCACUAGAUGGUGUUCAAGCCACUGGAGAGAACACUUCCCGCACACUGAGCUCUUCAUCCAGAAAGAAGAAGAAAAAAAAAUAAACCGGGGGAAACUAUAUACCAACGGAGCAUUCAUUCUUCAACGGGCUACUCGGCAGGAAAAGUGUGGGAAUAAACAAAUCAUCGUUUUUUUUUUUGCGUCAAGGGUUGUUUAGGGUUCUUUUUUCUAGCGAACCCGUGGCUUUUGACAACAAGAAGACUUAAUAAGGAGGGGGGGAAAGCGAAAUCUAUAAGUGUGAUGGACAUAAUGAUUGCGGUACGGGAUGCGUGUGUUUCUAGUCAGUGGUUUACUGCGAUCCUGCUCAGCCUGUGCUGCGUCCUGCCGUCCUGCCUGCCCGCGGGACAAACUGUGGACUAUUCCUCGGUGGAAAGUGUGGUCAGCAGACAAGGCGACACGGCUCUACUGAGGUGCUACCUGUUGGAUGGGAUCUCUAAAGGAGCCUGGCUGAACCGCUCAAGCAUCAUAUUUGCCGGAAAUGACAAGUGGUCUGUGGAUCCCCGAGUGUCCAUAGUGUCCAGUGUUGGAGACAAACACGAGUACAGCCUUCAGAUACAAAGAGUCGAUGUGAGUGACGACGGCCAGUACACAUGCUCGAUUCAGAGUGAGCGCGACCGAAGGCCGAAGCUCCUCAACCUCGUCGUUAAAGUUCCUCCCAAGAUAUAUGACAUUUCCUCUGACAUCACGGUAAACGAGGGCAGCAAUGUGUCGCUCAUCUGUGCAGCCAGUGGGAAACCUGAGCCAACCAUUUCCUGGAGACACAUAACCCCAUUAGGCAGGAAGUAUGACAGCGGCGAAUACCUUAACAUCACUGGCAUCACAAGGGACCAGGCUGGAGACUACGAAUGCAGCGCUUUAAAUGACAUUGCCUCUCCUGACACCAAAACAGCAAAAGUCACAGUGAAUUUUGCCCCGGCGAUCCAUGAGAUGAAAAGCCACGGCGUCGGUUUGGGACGCACAGCUCUGCUCCGGUGUGAGGCUGCUGCUGUGCCUUCUCCCACAUUCGAGUGGUACAAGGGUGAGAAAAGGAUAAUGAAUGGCCAAGGUAUCGACAUCAAGAGCCUCAGCUCCAGAUCAGUCCUCACUGUGACCAACAUGACAGAAGAUCGUUACGGGAACUACACAUGCGUCGCCACCAACAAGCUAGGGACGGCUAAUGCCAGUGUGCCUCUUAUUCCAAUUAUUGAACCCACCACCACCACUAGUGCUGUCUCCAGCCCAGAUGCAGACAUUCUAGAUGUCACGGCGCCCAACACUGCACCCUAUGGGAGCACAGGAAGUGCACACAUCCCGCUGGCCUGCCGAUACCUGGUCCUGGCUCUCUCCUCCUUCAUCAGCAUGUACUAGCGGAGGCCAGCGCAGACACAAUGACUGUCCAGAGCAUUUAUGAAUCCUUUUUGACGUUGCUGAUGGCUGGAAUCCAAUCUGGUACAUUUUGUUGGAAAGCUGAGGUGGGAAAAUAAUCAGCUUCAUAUUGUGUGGGGAAAUUGUUUUGUUUGUUUUUUUUCUUUGCUUUUCAGUGAAAUUUCUGUCAUGUAAAUACUAUGAUGGUUUUUUUUUUUCUUUAUUCUUAUUAUUUCCUCUUUCACAUGCUAUUUUUCUUUACUGAUUGAGCACCUAGUGAACCGGUACUCACCCCCCACACCACUUCCAGUCAUAUCAACAGCCGCCAUCCCUCCCAGAUGAGUUACUUUCAUGCCUCUCUUCCCUUUGAGACGGUGGCGCAAAAUUCCCAUCUGUCUUUGUACAAGGCUAAAAAGAAACAGUUGUGCCAAGUCUCACGAAUUACCAUACCAAUGUUGUCUUGAAUGUAUUAUGGGGUAUUGAACAAAGAAAUUUAGAUUCCAAACGAUACAAAUUUUGAUUAUGGAGUGUGUUCCAAAAAAAGAAAUAUUACAUAUGUAUAUAUAUAUAUAUAUAUAUAUAUAUAUAUAUAUAUAUAUAUAUAGACAAACAAAAAAAAGAUAGGGCUUUUUCAGAACCUGUGUUGUCAUGAUGACUCAGUAGAUGGAUGAACAGUUUUGAAGGUGUGCUUUGUCGUUUUCUGAAACCGGUCCUACAGUUACCAUACCUGCCUAACAGCUUCGAUCAGGCAGCCGUCAAAGUAGCAAAUUCUAUUGUAUUGUAUCUUUAUAUUUUAACGUAGUGUAGGGCCUCGUUUGACGGUGGGACCAGCAUUGCUCAUUCAGGCAAGAACAUGAACACAGAUAAUACGUAUAUGAUACAUCAUGAACGGAGGAACAUCGCUGCCGUUUUGUUUACAAUUCCUCUAAAAUAUCACAGUACAUUUUCCAUUCUUUUUAUGUGCAUAUGUGAAUAACAAAUGAACAAAAUCAAGUAUUUUAAGUUGACUUUUUUUUUCUUUCCCUUUUGGACUCUGCCACCUUCAGCAGCUGAGAAUCUACUGAUCAUCUCUGGCUGGAAAUUAACAUAUAUAUAUAUAUAUAUAUAUAUAUAUAUAUAUAUAUAUAUAUAUAUAUAUAUAUAUAUAUAUAUAUAUAUGAGAAAGAGAGAGUAUAGUUAUUGGCUUUAACCUUUGCUGUGAUAUUUCGAUAACUGAUUCUGAAAAGACAACAUUCUGCCAGAUCAUUUUAUUUCCUCUUUCCCUCUUUUUCUAAUUUAGAGAUGAAGAUCAUGAGCAUGUGAACCACCGCCGAUGCGGCAUAGGCUGCUAACAGUUCCUCCAAGAUGAACAAGUUUAGGAACGAGAUAAUCAGCAGCUAUUAGAGCUCAGAGCAAAUUGAGAUAGCUGAAGCAACUAUGACUUAAAAUAAAUCAUAUCAAGACUCAAAUUGAUGUAUCAAGACCAAUCAAUGUUACAAGGGUUUUCCUUCUUAGAAGAAACAGUCAGGGCACCAAUCAUCCUCAACUGUCCUCAUUUCAUGGUUGAAGCAGAGAUACUGCACUGCAAUGCCUUAAUAGAACCAUAGAUAUGACUUUCCCUUCCUUCAAAAAGGACACCCACAACAGGAAACAGCUCAUUCCUCCGACAUACCGCUGAUGGCUGAAUGUUCAUUAACCGUUCGCUGACUUGUCUUUCAAAUAAGGCAUUAUACCAGAAACCCGAAGGCUCUCACAGGUACUUUUCCAAUAUGUCAGUUGCGGCUGACACAAAUGCUCCGUGGUACAGGUGAACACAUUUGUGAGUCGUGUUUGGAUUUAGACUGUGUUAUAAUUUGCCCCUCGAUUAAGGGAAUAACUAUUCAAUUCACUGAGUGUUUUCCUACGUGAACCUGUGACUGCAAAUCUGCAAAACUAUAGCCAUCAGAGUUAAAAGACCUAAAGCACAAACACUGUCAUUAUUUUUGUGGUGAUUUCUUUUCUUUUUACUUUUCCUUUUUCAGGUUUUCUGAAACACUUUUUUUUUUUAAUUGUUUGGACUGAAAUUGUUCUCGGCUUGUUUUACAAAAUAUAAAAAUACUGCAUCAUAUGAUCUUGUUUAAAUGUUACGGUAUAUUGAAAAUGGGUCAGACAUAUAUUUCUUCUCUUCCUUUACAAAAACAAUGUAUAAACAAAACAUUUGAAACAUGUAAAACUGGAUAUGUGACAUUUAUUUGAAUGAGGCACAGUAUGGCAUAGCUUACAAUGUUGUCGGCUUCAUUUAGAUUCCAUUACUGUUGUUGAUUUAGGUGCGUUAAAAAGAACAAUGUUUGCAAUCAGAUUACCUACUUUUUGAAAAAGGAGAGGGUGUGAACCAAUAUAAACAGUAUUAUAGAACAUAAUCAAUGUGUGUAUAUUUGGAGAAAAUAGGUACAUUUUGAUCUGUAGAGCCAGUGUGUAGUCAUAGUUUUCACACACUUGCGUGUUUGAAGAUGUGCAGAGAGUGUGGUUGUGCUGCAUGUCAAAGUUAACCUGUGUUUUUAAGGUGGCCAUUUAACAGAUCUUCAGGCUUUUUAUGAAUGGAAGCAUUUUUUUUCCAAACAUUUGGUUCAUAAACCUGGUCUGAGAGUACGUACCUCCUAAAGAUCACCAGGCUGUGUUUGUAUGUGAUUUCUUUUCAAUUGACUUUGCUGAUGAACUAAAUCAACUGCUCCUCAGUUAUAAUUAAAAUGAUUGUUGUGGCACACUGGUGACAGUCUGGAGUUAUGCUGGUUGCUCGUCCAAGCACUGAAGACCAUGCUAGUAUUCCAUAUGAACUGUACUGGAUGUUGAUUAUUUUGAAUAUGGUAUUAACAAGUCCCUUUUCUCAAAUCAGUAUUAUUUGCAAUAAAAGUCUUCAUGUUACAAUAUAAACCCACAUCUGAGUUAAUGAGCACUCAAAGGGGUUUGUCAUUAUCAUGACAGCAAGAAGAGACAGUGAUGAGACAACAUCCUCCUCAAAACACUCCUGGAGGUCACUGUUCCCCAUGAGGGCAGAAUCAAAACUGCUAACAGGUUUUUUGCAUUUUUACUUUCUACUAAUCAGCAUUUCGCGUAAGUUUGCUAUUCCUUCUCUGUAACCCCAGUACACGUGCAUUACAUGGCAGAUUGGGUGACGCCAGCUGCUCGUGUGUCUUAACAUGAAAAUUAAGUCUGGUUGAUGUGGCUAGUUUAAAACUAGAAAUUUACAGAAAUAGAGAGAAUCAUUUAUGGUCAAGAAAUGUCUGCUUGCAAGAGAGCACCUGUUCAGGUUUUUCACAUCAUGACUGACACACAGAAAAGGCUGGUAAAGAGGCGGAGAGGGCUUGAUUGCAGCCUUAAGCAAGGGUUUGAAUCAUUUGAGUGAUGACUUGGUGCUUAACAGCUGCUCUUCGUCAAUCCAAAGCUGGCCUAGCGUUGCCUGGGCAGAGCUGCCAAUGUUUGACUUCUCUCCCUCCUCGCUUUUACCGCUGGUGUCUGAAAAUGGUCGUUCCCGUCAUGACUGAAUGCCACAACAAUCCCUGCGUUACCGACUGCAUGGAAAAGGUUACCAGUUGGACGCAUGUUGAGCAUUCGCUACUCACGCUGAGGGUCCUUUCAUGCCUGGCCAACAAUUAGAUAUUUUAACCAAGCUGCCCCGGUGUAACUGCAGUUCCCAAAUGAUCGUAAUGAAACAAAAAUGUGUGAGGGUUAAGCCAACACAGAAUCCAAAACUGGCAUACUUUUAUAAAAAGUACAGUUUUACAGCUGGCAGGGUGAAACGUGAAAUCGGCCGUGGCUUUAAAACCGUAUUACAUGGUGAAGGCACAAAAUGUGUUUAAUUCACGCCAGUACCGCAGAAAGCAAGAAACUCCCCCAUUCCCCCCCUCCGCCUUGGUUACCAUGGUGACAGGUCCCAGAGCAACAUCACCGUUUCUGUGAAAGAGCUGAGGAUUUAAAACAGACCUCAUUCACAAAAGAGCAAUUCAGUGUAAUCUUAUAAAGUAUAUAUACUGUAGGUUGCAAAACGCGCAUCACUAAGAGUAAUUACAUUAGUUAUGUCUCCAAAUGAUGUGUAUUAUUGUUUUGUAGUUCUCACUGGGUGAAUCGUGCAUAUCAUUGGUGGUCUAAAGCGCGUCUUGACCUGGGCGAGGCGGGUGCAGCUCGUUGGAUACGUGUGUGUGCAGUGCACUCAACUUAUCGAAUCAUUUUAAUAGUCCAGCAUCGUGCGUCUUUGAUCCCCGUCCCCCUGGCAUGGAGCGCUGUAUAAACCCCUCGCGAGCCCAGAUACCACAGGAUAUACCUUACAAUUAACUACACUGCACUGUAUCGUCUCUGAGAAAAUUCAUAGCUCUGUUAUAGUAACUACUAACGCCGUACCACAAUGCACUGGGCCGGAUCGGACUUUUCUCCAAAUAGUAACAGCAUGCUUUUAACAGCAUCCUGUGACCCGAAUAACACUCUUGACUUCAGCAUCCCCUGGUGUGACUUACCACAGGCUGGUGUGCGUUAAAGACAUGUAAAGACUGAAAAGAGGCCACUCCCCACCCCCACCAGCCCACCCCACCUGCAGGCAUCGCUGGAUCACCUCGUGCUCCCAGCUGACAGGUGACGGGGAAAAAUCUCCUCACUUUUUCAUUUAAGAUAAGAUGAUUUAAAAUAUUCAUGCUAGUGCGUAUCAUUACGGCCCCAUGAUCCCCCCACCCUGAAUUUUUAAACUUCCCAUUUCAAAGCUCUUCCCUUUGCCCCGAUGUAUCACUUUCUUCUGUGCGAGUGCAUUUCUUAUGAGCUUGGCUGUGUUGUAUUAUGACACAGCAGCUGUUUAAUCUCAGAGCGGAACAAGUACUGUACUGACUGUGCCUUUAAAGUACUUUAUCAAUCAGUGUAAAAUCAUUACCCAAACUUUAUUUGGAACAUCAUUGCCAUGCUGAAGCUUCUGUGUGCAGUCUUAGCUGUGACAAAAAUAUACAAACUAUCGCUCAGUUCACAGUUUUCAUUUCAUUUCAUUCAAUCAUACACUCUUUUACUCGUUUACUGACAUCAUAUACUAAUUAUGGGUACAUCUCUGAGGUGGGUUUAAUGAAACAUAAUGGCUCUCCUGCCAUAUUCACCCCCCAAAUCGUGUUUAAUAUGAACUGUAAAUUGUCAUUCUGAAUAAUUAACAGUUCAUCUCGAUUUAUCUUCCAGGGAAGCAGAAGUGGGGUUCAGAUUAACUGCUCUAUCCUCAGUUUGUUUUCGGUGGUCAAAGUCGCAUCUGCCUUCCUGAAACAAUCCUGCUCCUGAUGCUAUAUAAAAAUCUCAGCUUCAGCUCCAAAAACAUAACCGACUGGGCCUGCAGCGGCACUCGGCAACAGUGUCUGAGAGUUUUGUGAUCUGACCAUCAAUAUCUAGGUGUUUACAGGACGUCUCCUUGCAAAUGAGUCCACGUAAGAGUUGUGAUUUCCUGCAGCACAUUCUGCAGGUUGAACUAACACCGCGAGCACCGUGUCACAGUGUUGUUUGGCGCGUCUCAAAAGGUUUCUAUGGCCAGCAUGAACAGAGAGGAGACUGCAGGCAUUGUGAGAGAGGGAUUCCUCCUGACCUUGUGGUUAAUGAAACUCUUCCCGUGCCUUUGCCAAUUUUAACUGGGAGAUUGUGUCAUACUACACUGGGGCUGCUGCCGGGCACCUGCAGACACCAUUCAGCCUCGCUGAACAGCUUACCGCGUUGUCAGUAUGAAAAGAAAAAGAAAAAAAAAACUCUUGUUGAAUGAAUUCGGUCUGCAAGGUACAUUUGUUGUUAGCAGAAGCUUCCCCUUCUGUCAAAUCCAGGUAGGUGGAGGAUGAGAAAAGGAGAACAGUCCCUGUGCAAGUUUGGUUCAAUCCGAAAUGGAAGCAGAAAAAGAUCUCUUUCCCCUUAAGAUUUAUUUUCCUGUCUAAGACAUUCCAGUUUGUACAGAAACAGUAGGUAGCUCCUUGCUCGUGUGGGCAUUCACGUUCUUUGCAAUCUGAAAGCUGAACAGCUGCCAGUAAAGGGGAGGUGGGGUGGGGGGUCACGUCAUUCUAAAAAGAGGCUGCGUGAAGUAUUUGUCAACCUGUCCCUCAUUAUUUCCAGUGGACUGGAAAAUAAGUUGCCAGUCAAUGAUGCAGAGCCUGAGAUAAUGCCCGGGUUUUAAAGCGAGCUAUCUGAACCAGGUGUCUCCAUGACACUGAUGACUGAAUCACGCAACGCAGAGGGUUUUCUCAUGAAGCUCCCGCAGCAAUUUUUCAACAAGGAUCGACGGGAUUGACAUGGAAGGAAAAAGAAAAGAAAUCCACUAUUUGAGUGACACUAAAUGUAAUCCUAUUUUAUAUGUUUUCGCCCCAAUAAAAGGCAGAUUACGUGUAGUUUUGCUUACACUGUCUGACACAGAGGAUCGGCCCUUUGUAUCACACGUCUCCUCAAUGACAAGGUCAACGUGUGAGGUGCAUCAUUUCCUCUGUCAAAUAUAUUUACUUAUUCUACCAUUUUUGUUCUUUUUUUUGUUUUACAUUUAAUACAUUUUUUUGUUUUUUUUGUUUUUGUUAAGAAAGACAUAUAAAAACAUUUUCUGUAUAGGGUUUUGUAAUCUUUGCUCAUUGUUUUAUUUGAAUCUCCAUGCUGAAUAAUGGUGUUCUUAAAAGGUCUGGAAUGGAAAUGUUUACUCAGAUGUGUUUGAAGGUCUCUUAGCCACCAGGGGCAUAGUUGUACAUUUAUAGGCUCUAGAUCAUGGAAUGAUAUAUAUGGCUUCAAGUGGCAUUGAUAUAUCUAUAUAUAAUAUAUAUAAAUAUAUAUUGAUAUUUGUCCAGAAAAGAGAAAAUUCAUGUACUUUAAUUACUUUAAAGCUUACAUUGUGUAUAGCACGUAUGCAAGUCCAUUUUCAUCAUGUUUGAUGUAAUUUUGUAGCAGUGGUUUGAUACUAAUAAAUGGAAGUUGAU